AUGGAACCACCACCUACUCCCAACAAUCAACCUUCAAGCUCUAAUGCACUUCCCUCUCAACCUUUACCUAACCCUAAGGGUGGAAUCAAUGCCAUCACUUUAAGGUCCAGCACCACAUUGCAAGAGAGGAGCCCCGAGGAGCCAAGCUCAAGAGAAAACAUUCGGGCUGAAGAUGUCAUUGAGGUAGAAGAUGUUGAAGAGGAAGAUGAAGUACAAGAUGCGGUUGAAGAAGAAGUUGCUCAACCAAGGAAUGGAGUAUCCAAGGAAGAAGAUGUUAUGAGAGAAGCCAUUCCCAUCCCUUUUUCACAUCUUGCUAGGAGGACAAAGAAGCAAGUGGAGCUAGACCCUAAGAUGAUGGAAAUCUUCAAAAAGAUUGAGGUAACUAUUCCCCUUUUUGAUACUAUUCGCCAGGUACCUAAGUAUGUUAAGUUUCUAAAAGAUUUGUGCAUGAAUAAGGAUAAAAUACAUGAUUUAGAAACUAUUCCUUUAGGUAGCUCUAUUUCUGCUUUAAUGGGUGCUAUACCAGAGAAAUGUGGUGAUUCUGGUCCUUACAUGGUUACUUGUACUAUAGGAGGAUGCUUUGAGGCUCCAACCCUUGAUAAGAUCGGCAGCACAUUUUGUUUGGCAGAUAAGAGCAUAAUCUCGGUUUUUGGCAUUGCUGAAGACGUCUUGGUGAGCAUUAAGGGGUUGACAUUCCCUAUAGACUUCUAUAUUUUAGAGAUGUCCCCUAAUUACUCAGGAAGACCUUCGUCCAUCUUGCUUGGAAGACCAUUUUUGAAGACUUCACGGUUCAAAUUAGAUGCCUUCUCGGGUACAUACUCAUUUGAGAUAGAUGAAAGAGCAGUGAGCUUCAACCUAGAUGAAGCUAUGAAGCACCCACCGGAAGAUCACUCCAUCUUCUAG
This is a messenger RNA of Arachis stenosperma, 903 nucleotides long. RefSeq lists its product as uncharacterized. Bases 1 to 903 code for a protein of 300 amino acids. The record is from RefSeq and is a predicted model, not a curated record. NCBI's taxonomy places the organism in Eukaryota, Viridiplantae, Streptophyta, Magnoliopsida, Fabales, Fabaceae. The transcript is spliced from 2 exons.